AUGGGCUUCAGCGACUGGGCCAAGGAGCGGCUCAUGGCUGCUUUGCCCAAGUGCUACGUGGUCGCGAACAGCGACUUGUGCUCGUCCUCCUCGGGCUUGCGCUACCGCCGAUCUCCUUCCUUCAGCGAUGCUGCGAAGGUGACCAGAUUGAAGCCAGUCCCGUGGGACUCUUUGGUUUGUGGCACGCUGGAAGCCGAUGGCACGUUCUUGAAGCUUGAGGACGGCUACUAUCUGCCAGUCUUCACCCAAAGCGGGAUCCGGGUGCUUCACGAGAUCGAGCGAGAGGAGCCGGCGAAGACAAGGGAGAUGAGAAAGGCGAAGAAGGAACAGGAGGACGAGAGCUUGGGCCUCGUCUUCAGUGGGCCAGGUGCCUUCUACGAGGUGAUGUCGGAGAGGGUGGCCUUCCGAAGUGGCCCAUCUUUCGGCGCCAAAGCCUUAGGUCAGCUUCGGAAGGGCGAAGAGGUGGAACUCUUCGGUUGGGAUGAGUCUGGCUUGUGGCGGGAGUGCGUGGACCAUCGCCUGGCCCGAAGUGGCUUCGUGCUGUUGGACCACCCGGAGUUCGGGCCCCUGCUGCGGCCCAAAGGGGAGCCCCUCUGCAUCCGGCCCUUGAACGUCCUGGCCGUGGCGGCCCAGGAGGGCCGCUACGAGGACUUGGAGCGCUUCCUCGCCGCCAAGGAGCAGGAGAUCGACUUCCAAGAUCCACGGGGCCCGGCCGUGGUGCUGGCAUUAGCGAAGGGCCAGCUGAGGUGCUGCCUGCGGCUGCUCCGCGCCGGCGCCCGGGAGGGCAGCAGCCCCGAGCUCGCGGUGCUCAGGCGCUGCGGCCCGGAGGAGCUCGAGGAGCUCCAGCAGAAAUCCGAGGAGGAGCUGAAGCUCUGGAUCCAGGGGGCUUUGAAGCAGACUGGGCACUCUCCGAGCUUGGGCCCGGACGCCGAGAGGCUCGGGGAAGGCAGAGAGGCCGAGAGCGUUCGGGGAGCCGCUCCGGGAGCCGCUCCGGGAGAGCUCUACGAGGUGGUCUACGACUCCGUGUGGAUUCGACGUGAGCCGGAUGCAAAAGCGGCUCGCGUCAGCAAGCGCAUCAAAGGCCAGCGCCUGCAGAUCCUGGAGUUUGAUGAGACGGGCUUCUGGGGUCGGACAGUCUUCAAGACCAGUGAGGGUAUGGACGAGGGCUGGAUGUUGCUGGCUCACGGCGAGUUUGGUGAGCUAUUGCGACCUGUCCAUGAUGAUGGGCAGGGCUUCGUGGUUCGGCCGCAGUAG
Molecule: messenger RNA, 1254 nt
Organism: Symbiodinium necroappetens
Lineage: Eukaryota; Dinophyceae; Suessiales; Symbiodiniaceae
Source: the annotation of a GenBank genome assembly